AAAUAAACAGGUUAGUCCUACUUUAAACCUUUACUAUAUGCUACUGUACAACGCGAUACAAAGUAAGACAGCUUCAUUUGUACAGCACCUUUCAAACACAGGGGCAAGUGUUUCACAUAAGGUGAAGAAAUGUAUUUGAACAAGGAAAACAGAAUCAACAAAACAGAAUAAAAUGACUUUAAAAUAUCAAUAUAUCAGUAAAAUUCAAGCAGACAAAAAUAAAGGUGGACCAGAAACACAGCUUUUAAUGCUACAAUUAUUAGAAAAUUAAAUCUCAAUAAAUCUUUUACUGUAUUUGUCAAGAACAAAUGUCAAACCAGCUUCUUUAAUGGGAUGAUUUCCUGCUUUCCUCUGUCUUAUAUAUUUAUGUUAUAUUAAAAAUCUUAACUGUUUUGGUCCGACAGUCUUUAUCUAUUUAUUUAUUCGAGGCUGGCACCUUGUACUUUGGGAACUUGUGGUGGACAAUUUUCACUAUUUCCUGAUAUUUUACAGUCCAAAUGGCUGAUCAGUUCAUCAAGAAAAUAACGUAAAAAUUAAAUGAAUAUGAAAAUUGUCAUUAGUUGCAGUUGAGUGCGCCACAGCACACGCUUUCUGUGCUCACAUAUAACCGGUAUAUUAAGAAAUAAUAACAGCAAAGACGUAUGGAAUGGAAGAUAUAUGGAAACGGCUGCGAAGAUGCUGUUCAAGACUUGUGUCCUCUUAUCAUCGGUACCAUCCUCGCCCCUCCUGGUGAAAUGUCUGAGCCCGGGUGGGGGUCCCGGUUAUUUAUCUUCUCGGGCAGCAGGAGUGGAGGGGGUGGUGUGGGAGCCCGCAGCGUCACGUGGUCCGCCCUCAUCUCCUAUAAACAUCGCAUUCACCUCCGGCUACGGCCAGGCAGGCGUCACGCUUUUAUGCACAGGCAGAGGAGGAGACGACUUCUUUCUUGUUUUUAAAAAGUACACCCAGCGAAGGAGUAUGGCUCGUUUAGGUCAGAUGUAAUUCGGCGAAUGUAAAUAUGACUAAAUGCGUCGGGAAAAGCUUUGUAGUGGCUGGUUUGUUGACCAGAGAGUAACGGUUGUCCUACCGAGGUCCAAGGAGAAAAAGAUUGUCUUUUAAUCCGACGCGUAAACCCGGCAGCAAUUCAUGAGUAAUUGUGGCUUUUUUAAAUUUUAAGUCAAGCCCUUGAGGUGUUUUUCCCCCACGGUAGGUAGGUACGAGUCUUACGAAGAGAAAUGGACCGAGGUGGCUGCCAGAUGAAUGGCGGCGGCGGCGGUGGGGGAGACGGCAGCGGGCCCGACCGACAUGGGACGAUCACACUGGAGGACCUGGAGUCUUUCUCGGAGGACCAGCUGUCGGACUCAGGCAACGGCAGCCUGGAAGAGGAAGGAGAGACCAUGGAGGAAGACGAAGAUUCAGACCGGCUUCUGCAUUACUGGCAGGACGUAGCCAGGGGACACCAAGUCGAAGUUUCUCAAGAUAUGGCAGAACCCAUUCAGCAGCUAACCACCAACAACCAAGGACGCAGCCAGAGAGAGCACAUCCCUUUCACUCUCCUCACACGCAAAGAGAAGUGUGGGGAGCUGCUCUAUGAGAAACGCCACUACGAAAAGGGCCACUGGGCUUGUAUAACGAUGCGUGAGGACACGUACGAACAGAGCAUCUGUUACGGUUUUAUGAGGAUAAUGAGAUACAUCUGCCAGCAGAACUCUUUAGGUAACUACUUGGGCAUGACACUCCCCAUCGUAACAGUGGUGCGCACAGACGAGAACCAUUCUGUUAUUUCCCAUGACGUCACGGUGGCAUACUACCUUCCUGCUGAGCAUCAGGCACAGCCCCCACAACCUUCCGACAACGAGGUUGUGAUAGAGAUCUGGCCUGCCACUGUUGUAUACACAAGGGCCUUCUCAGGUCCCACCAAUGAAGUGACCAUCAUUAACCAGAUCAAUGCCAUGGCGGAGCUGCUAGACUCUCCUGGCGUGUGCGUCAACGAUUCGUUCAUCGUGGCCGGUUACACCAACCCUGCUCACAGCAACCGCCAGAAUGAGAUCUGGUUUUUAGAGCGACGCUGAGGAUUAAGCAGCAUCCUGCUGUCUGUGACCCCUUGAGCCUCGUAAAGACUCCCUUAACACUGCCCCAGUUCAGCUACAGCCUCAGGUGCAACAUCCUCCGUAGUCACCACCUUUACCUGAAACAACCACCAGCCCAGCACACUCCAGAGCGGCUGAGUCUCAGAAAACUCAGCCCUUACUCUACCCUCAGUGAAUUUUCAUCCAUGUUCAUUUACAGAGAUCCUCAUUUCAUCCAUUAAAACUGAACUAAACCACUGCCAUACACAUGUGAACACAAUCCAGAUGCUAAGGUGAAGCGUAGCAUUCAACUCCUGCUCUUACAGACUAAAACCUUUCCCAAGCACAGUGCUCUUUUGUUAAAAGUUAAAAUAGUUUUAACUCUUAGCAUUCUGCAAACACAGUGAUGUGUCACAGUACUCUCAGAAACAUGCAACAUGCCUGUCUUUUCGGAAACAGUGGAAACAGGCUCCCAGUGGACAUGCAGCCUUAUUGUGCUCCCUCUCUGCUUGCUGCACAGCUACAGUGUCUUGUCGUGUGGGUUGAACGUCAAUGCACAACAGAAAAAAAACCAAACAAUUUCUCUGUCAUCUGUCUCUGUCAGAUUUGAACUAUGUUACUAUCAGUCUGCUGUUUUUGUAAUUAACUACAGGUUUCAAGUCUAUGUGGUGCCAGUCACACUACAUAUUUUGUUUCAAUAAUAAGUGCAAUACUUGCCGAAUAACCAACAACUAACAAGCCAGUUAUUACAGUUUCUGGGCCACUAACCUAACCCAAUCUAAGGGUGUGUUCAGUCGCAGGUAUUGUGGGUCGGUUGGGAGUGGGGGCAUGCAACACAAUCUGAUUAACAACAUCCAGACCAGAACUGGUGGCUUGAACCAUAAAUAAGCUCAACACAAUGUGUGACAUUAAUUUAGAAAACAAACACAUGUGAAAUGCAACAUGUCCAUGUGUGUUUGUGCAUGAAUGUACAGCUACUGGGAGAGGGUGAAAACCAAUGUCACACACCUGACGAACCAAACGCUGGAAAACUCACUGAUCUUACUGCUGAAUGACAAUCGUAAAGUACUUAUAUAUUAUGUAUGUCAUUUUCUCUGAAGAAAAUUAUGUAAUAAAGUCAAUGCAUUCCUCAUGCACAAUAGUUACCUACGUACCUCGUUCUCAUGCUCUUUUUGCUACUCUGUGUCAACGUUAGUAAGUAUGCAUUCACUACUGUAUUGCAAAUAUCACUGCUGCUGAGUAGAGACCAUGCAACUAAGAAAAAUAGAGCACAGAGAAUAUCUCUACUGUGAUUAUACUCUCUUUUAAGUAGACAAAAAAAAUCAGUUUUAGUUAAAACUGUUCAUUUAAUGUCCUAUCAGCAAUCUUAAGAAGAGUAUAUGAAGUCAGAGUGAAAGACGUGUUUAUCUAUAUUUUAAAAUAAAACAUACCAAUGCAAUGCAAACAAAAACAAAGCAUCAAACCAGCUACACCUUGAGUUCACAGUAAUGUUGGAAUGUCUCUGCUUUGAAAAUUUACAUUUCCUGCUUGAGUGCCAGUGAAACUGGAACUAGCCAAAUCAUCACUGUGUGAGCAUUCCUUACCAGGACAGGGGCAUACUAGGGAAUGCUUAAGGCAGGCAGUUGUUGAGGCUUAUUAAAUAUGUGUAAAAUAAAGAAAUAAAAAACUUAAAGUCAGCUCAAAAUUGGUUUCAUCUUAUUUAAUCCACAAAAAAUGUAAAGAAAUCAACAGUUAACAGAGUUAAUUAUUGGGUUGGGGAGGUCGCCCAGUCUUAAAGUCAAGUACAUCAAAUACAUCCAAAUCCAAAGAGUUUAUUUUGCAUUUAAUGAUUGAAGGGUUGAUAUGAUACUCUAUGACAAAUGUAGUGUGUAAAUGCUUGUAAAGCCAUGAUAUGUGUAGGUUUGUUUUCCUUUUAAGAGCCUGGUUAUAUGGGAACAUCAAGUGUGAGGAUUUUAUUUGUUUUCCCUUCUGUUUUUUUGUUUUUUCUGGUUUUUUUUUUCAGUGUUUUGCAACGGUGUGCUGUACUGUGAAAAUUCAAGUGCAACAACAACAAGAGCUACUGUGGUUUUCUUUGUUCAAUAAAAAUGUGCUUGUCUCCUGUCCUUUGAA
This is a messenger RNA of Lates calcarifer (barramundi perch), 4154 nucleotides long. It is a transcript of the gene soul3, whose product is annotated as heme-binding protein soul3. The transcript has 5 exons. Bases 1212 to 2048 code for a protein of 278 amino acids. The record is from RefSeq and is a predicted model, not a curated record. NCBI's taxonomy places the organism in Eukaryota, Metazoa, Chordata, Actinopteri, Centropomidae.